AGUGAAAACGGUAAAAUUCCACUGUUCCCGUUUCGUAUCAAGCACACACAUUGACAUUGGAAGAAUACUUCGACAAAGUGUCAAGAUUAGUAGGCGUUAAGAAAUUUUGAUUUUUUUUUUCUUAUUGUACUACUGUAUAUACACAUAAAAUAGUUCUCUCUAGUAAAUUCUUUCUAUAGACUCGCUUAAAGUGCUUUUAUAUCAAUUAAACCAAUUUAUAUUCAACUAAUUUGUGUUUUCGACGAAACGGGAACAGUGGUAUUUUUAUUUUCGACGAAACAGGAACACUGGGAAAAAAAUGUUUCGACGAAACGGGAUAAUUAAUUAAGCUUUCGACGAAACGGGAUAAUUAAUUAAGCUUUCGACGAAACGGGAUAAUUAAUUAAGCUUUCGACGAAACGGGAAUACUCGCUCUUUGCUUUAUAUGGUUUAAUGAAUAAAUAUUUUAUCUUACGUGCCAGAUGGUCUAAAUCAUUCAUAAUUGUCAGCUUCUGACGAACAAGAUAAAGAAUGUAUUUGUGAUGUUUUUUUGAAUAGUUCAAGCAGAAAAUCUGUUGAAUACAUAUUGUCAAUCAAUGCCAAUACAUUUGAAAUUUGAUAAUGAACAAAUUUUUGAUAAAUCAUUAAUAAACUUAUCUGAGGAUAUAUUAGAUGAUGCUUUUGACUUUAACAUUAGUGUGUCAACAUUAGGAAAAUAUUGA
Messenger RNA from Didymodactylos carnosus, 701 nucleotides. The record is from the annotation of a GenBank genome assembly. NCBI's taxonomy places the organism in Eukaryota, Metazoa, Rotifera, Eurotatoria, Philodinida, Philodinidae.